AUGGAUGUGGCUGAGCUAAAGCAAAAAGCACAGAAUCUGCUGAUGGAUAUCAAAAUUAACGUUGAACAUCUGGUUGUGUUUGCCAAUACGGCGAAUAACAUUGUUCCUCUUGAACAGAUCACGGGUUCGCUCUGGCACUGCGAGAAUCUGGUGGAGGAAAUCUUGGAGAACGACCACUCGGAUGUAGAGCAAGAGGAUCCACAAGUACCAGCUGUUCUUCCUCCUUAG
Molecule: messenger RNA, 228 nt
Organism: Microthlaspi erraticum
Lineage: Eukaryota; Viridiplantae; Streptophyta; Magnoliopsida; Brassicales; Brassicaceae
Source: the annotation of a GenBank genome assembly